Messenger RNA from Fusarium odoratissimum NRRL 54006, 1714 nucleotides. RefSeq lists its product as uncharacterized. The coding region runs from base 107 to 1609 and encodes 500 amino acids. The transcript has a single exon. Gene Ontology annotation, molecular function: acyltransferase activity, transferring groups other than amino-acyl groups. NCBI's taxonomy places the organism in Eukaryota, Fungi, Ascomycota, Sordariomycetes, Hypocreales, Nectriaceae. The record is from RefSeq and is a predicted model, not a curated record.
CGCCUGUUAGAAAACCCUUUCGUUUGUCCAAGUAUUAGAAGCCAGACCCCCUUCCACCAGAACAAACCAAAAAACAAACCAUACCCACAUUUUCCCAUCCUUCACCAUGGCUCCCGCUAAAACAGAGGUUCUGGUCAUAGACCAACCCGCUCUCCACUCCAAGACCGUCGCUACCGAAGAGGUCAUACCACUUCCUGAUCUCGCUCCCCCUUUACUUCCCACUGAGAAGAUUGGUCCUAUGGGAUGGAUUCGAAGUCUUCUUCACUUUGAGCUUGGUGAGAGCUACAAUGCUGAGGAGGUAACUUCUAUUCUCAAGAGGGCUUAUUCGGCGUUCAAGGAUCGUACGCCUAUUGCGGGUUGUGAGGCUGUUCCUACUGCUGAGUAUCUCGAGACUGGGCUGUUACAGCUUCGUCAUUAUGGUGAUGAGAUUGAACAUGACUUUCUUGUCAAGGACCUUCGAGGUGAAGACUUUCCAAGUUUUGAGGAGUUGAAGCGUCGGGGUUACCCUACUUCUGCUCUGGACCCUGAUGUUGUUUGUCAAAGAGGUCUAGGCGGAGAAUGGCCUCGUGCUGGAGAUCGAUUGAACACUACUAUGGUGCAACUCAACUUCAUCAAGGGCGGUCUGCUCCUCAACGUCUUGUUUCUUCACGCCUACAUAGAUGGAACAACGGCAUACAAGUUCACCGAGAUCUUUGCCGAGGAAGUCCGCAAAGCUCAAGGCCUACCGAUUACCAACCCAGUCGAGGUUCCCUGCGAGGACAGAGCAAAGUUGAUGAAGCCAUCUGAUACCAUCGUUGGCAAACCCGAGGAUCAUCCUGAGUACAUCGAAGUACCCUUCACACCUGAAGGACCCCCACCUAAGCUGGCUUCACCAAUUCAUCACGGUCACAUCUUUUACUUCUCAUCUGAGAAGAUCCAAGAACUCAAAGAAGCUGCUGCGCCUCGCAAUGCUAAGCUUUUCAAGUCAGAUGACACUUCUUCUUACAUCUCCACGACCGACGCUUUGACUGCGCUGGUCUGGCGAUGCACUAUGACGGCACAGCAUGCGAAGAAGGAGGGUGAGGAUAAACCUACUGGACCAUCUAUGGUUGGUCUGGCUCUUGAUGCUCGUCGUCGUGCUGGAAAGUCUAUUCACAAGCAUACCCUUGGCAACAUUCUUGGCUUCGCACCAGCCAUCAUGGACAUCGAGAAGGUUCUAGAACAUGAAGAUGUCAGCCUAGCAGACAUUGCUCUCGUUGUCCGAGGCGCCGUGAACAAAUCCAAGGACACGUACCUGGCCACCAUCAGCUCCCUCGUGGACGGCCUUGGUAACGUGUCACGAUUAAUACCUGUCAUUUUCCUGGACAUGCCAGGCAACCAUGCCUUGUUCUCAUCCUGGAGAGAGUUUCCUUUUUAUGAUAUCCAAUGGGGUCCUGCUCUCGGUGGCCAAAUCAAGGCUAUUCGGCCACCAUCGGUCGGAGUGACUCACUCUAUGCACAUCAUUCUGCCUGAUCGACCUGAUGCGGGUCCUGGUGUUGAGGUGUUCGUUGGUACGGAGAACAGUGCGAUGGAGAAUUUAUUAGAGAACCCCCUUUGGAGACAAUAUGCUCAAGGUCCGGAGAAGGCAUGAAGUAGACAAAAGCGAGGCGAUGGAAGGGCAUUUUACAUGGCAGGCUUAAAACCUGUCUUAGAUUAGGUAUGAUACACGACUUAAAAUGGACGCUUGGGCAUUAUC